This is a messenger RNA of Paralichthys olivaceus (Japanese flounder), 374 nucleotides long. Lineage: Eukaryota; Metazoa; Chordata; Actinopteri; Pleuronectiformes; Paralichthyidae. The record is from RefSeq and is a predicted model, not a curated record.
AUGUGUCUGUGUCUGGAUCAGCUGCAGAGCGGCUGGGAGAGCUGGGACGUGGCCACGGAUCCGGCUGCAUCUGAGCAGAGGAAGCUGCUGAGCGAGGAGGUGGAUAAAGCAGAGCACGAGCUGCGCGUCGCUCAGACCGAGUUUGACCGUCAGGCUGAGGUCACUCGACUGCUGCUGGAAGGCAUCAGCAGCACACAUCUCAACCACCAGAGGUGUUUGCAGGAUUUUGCGGAGGCUCAGGCGACGUACUACGCUCAGUGUCACCACCACAUGCAGGACCUGCAGAGGGAGCUCCACAGGUGUGAGUCCACUCCACGGAUGUAGACUGACCGCUGGGCAGUAUCAGAUGUGUCGCUGCUCUCGUCCACAGCAAG